ACAGGCUGGAUAUGAUUUCUAGUCACGUGACUGUGGAUUUUUAGUGUAUAAAGUAUCGUUUAUUUCUAUCCUGCUUAUUAUCUUGUCAUCUUUUUUUUUUUUUUUUUUUUUUUUGCGGUAGUGGUAGUUUCACUUUAAGGGCUCGUGCUCGCUCAGAAUCGCCAUUGUUGGGGCUCGCGCAGUGAUGAGCAGCGCUAGCAGCGUUGCUUCCGCCGUCAAACUGACAUCUACAUGCUAUCGGUCGCGAGUAGGAGCCUCGAGCUGCCGAGUGGGCUGCGUUUUAUUUUUUUUAUUUGUAUAUAAAUAUACAUAUUUUAUGUUUUUAAUAAUUCCACACGUGCAUUUCGAUAUUUGCUGAGACGACAUGAGAGCUCGCGCGUCGCCGGAGUGAAAGCGGAGCGGUUAGUGUGACACCUGGGUCAGCUGCGUCUCCGUCGUGACUGAAGGGGAAAAACAAACAAACAAACAAGCAAACAAACAAACAAACGUUAAUAUUUGCAGAGAUUCCCAGAAAGGCCAUUCCGCUUGAGGGUUUAGGAGUUUGAGGGGGAUGUGUUCAAGGCAAGAGAGGAUUCAAAAAGACGUCGACAUCGUAAUACAGAGGUGCCAGGCGGAGAAAGACUGCCUUUUCUCGGAUUUCCGAUUCGCCGACGCCACCUUCACCUUCACCUACUCGAAAGGAUCGAAAAGUGUGUCCUACUCUGUACAUGUCUCUGAUGAUUAUCCAGACAACACAUACGUCUCAAACUCGGAGAACAACGAUGAUGUAUUAGUCACAAGAGAUCCCAUCCCAGUUAUUUUCCAUAGAAUCGCAACAGAGAUAAGGACAGCUAACGAUGACAGCUGUCUUUCCAUCAAGUCAAGGCUUCAGAUCGACAAAAACCCAUGCCAUUACACUGUAGAAGAGGAUUCAGAGGGAGAUAAUGACUCUGAAGAGUUCUACUAUGGUGGUCAGGUGAAUUAUGAUGGAGAACUUCACAAACACCCACAGCUGGAGGCUGACCUGGUUGCCGUGAGGGAGUUAUAUGGCCAUCAUGCAGUAUCUCUCAGGGAAUAUGGUGCAAUUGAUGAUGUAGACAUCGAUCUACACAUUGAUGUCAGUUUCCUCGAUGAGGAAAUUGCCCUUGCCUGGGAUGUGAUCAGGACUGAACCUGUUAUUGUACGUCUUCACUGCUCGCUCACACAGUAUCUAAAUGGACCAGUUCCCACCGUUGAUGUAUUUCAAGUGUCCACAAAAGACAGGUUUGGCCUGGGACAUCAACUGAAAAAGAUAAUGCAGACCUUUGUCACACAGCAGUGGAAGCAUCAUACUAAAGACAAGCUUAACUGCCCACAUAGCAAAAAGCAGACAGAUAAGAAGGUGAAGUCUCCUCUGCAUAUCUUCUCAACUCUCCGCAGAUCCCCUAGCUAUCCCCCACCCGGCUGCACAAAGAACAAAAAGAAACUGAAGCACGAGCAGGAUGGUGUGUCCAAAUCGCAUCGCCUCUUGCGUCGUACGUGUUCCAGCGCAGUGAAGCCUGAGGUGGACGGCUGCGCUGGAAAGCCACGUAAACUCCUGGGCCCUUCACUGUCGGAGCAGACGCCCGGACUCAAACCACCUCAACAGCUCUUGCUGAGACCCGAAGACAGCGUGAUCUCACGGCCUCACCGACUCCUGCCACGCUCCGGCUCGGGUGAGCCUCGGUGUGAACGUAGCACAGGUGGCGACAGUAGCAGCCUUCUGAAGCCCCACCGGCUCCUGCACCGCACCGAUGAGCUGGACGGUCUCAAGCACCACCAGCGGCUCCUCGGCAGGUCCUGCUCCAGCAGCGCCAAGAUCACCAAAGGCGAACUGCUCAAGGAGCCGUCUGGAGAGAGCCGUCGCCUCUCGCUCACCUCAGGGCUCAUAGGCAUCCUGGCCCCGGCACUCUCUCCUGCACCGCCGCCAAACAAUGGAGCCAAAUCUAUACCAGUCAGAGACCGUGGCUUUCUCGUCCAGACGAUGGAGUAUGCAGAGCAAAGGAUCCCAGUCCUGAAUGAAUUCUGUGUGGUCUGUGAUGAACCUCAUGUGUUUCAAAAUGGACCAAUGCUCAGGCCCACAGUGUGUGAGAGAGAGUUGUGUGUCUUUGCCUUCCAAACGCUAGGAGUCAUGAAUGAGGCUGCUGAUGAGAUCGCCACAGGUGCCCAGGUUGUUGACUUGCUGGUCUCCAUGUGUCGAUCUGCGCUGGAAUCACCGAGAAAAGUAGUCAUUUUUGAGCCAUAUCCCUCUGUAGUAGAUCCCAGUGACCCACAGUCCUUGGCCUUCAACCCGAGGAAAAAGGACUAUGAUCGGGUAAUGAGAGCUCUUGAUAGCCUCACGUCUAUCAGAGAAAUGACCCAGGCACCAUAUUUGGAGAUAAAGAAGCAAAUGGACAGAAUUGACCCCCUGGCUCACCCACUAUUGCAAUGGGUCAUAUCUAGUAACAGAUCUCACAUAGUGAAGCUACCAGUGACCAGACAACUGAAGUUUAUGCACACCCCACACCAGUUCCUCUUACUCAGCAGCCCACCGGCCAAAGAAUCCAACUUCAGAGCUGCCAAAGGCCAUUUUGGGAGUACCUUUGCUUUCCAUGGGUCCCACAUAGAGAACUGGCACUCCAUUUUGAGGAAUGGUUUGGUUGUGGCCUCUAAGACGAAACUCCAGCUCCAUGGCGCCAUCUAUGGGAGUGGAAUUUAUCUCAGCCCACUGUCCAGCAUAUCCUUCGGUUACUCAGGGAUAAACAAAAAGCAGCAGAAAAUCGCGUCUAAAGACGAAACUGCUACAAACAAGACCAAUAUUCAUCUGCAGUCACAGAAAAAAGGUCAGCAGCCACAGUUUCUGCAGAGUCGCAAUCUGAAAUGCAUAGCCUUAUGUGAAGUUAUUACUUCACCGGACCUUCACAAGCAUGGCGACAUCUGGGUAGUCCCAAACACUGAUCAUGUCUGCACACGAUUUUUCUUUGUCUAUGAAGAUGGACAGGUGGGGGACACAAGCAUCAACACGCAGGACCCCAGCAUCCAUCGAGAGAUCUUACGAGUCAUCGGCAACCAAACAGCCACAGGAUGAACGACUCCAAAAGCAAUACUGCUGCCUAAAACUGCCCUCCUGACUCAGAGCUGGAUAUUUGAGCAUAGGAGGUUUUAUCAUAGGUAUUUUACUCACACAGAACACAAGACAAGAGAGAAAAUAUCUACAAAAUCACAGACAGUUACCCAUUUACACAGUACUUACACUGGCUAAACCACACUCUGAACAUUUUUUUGCCAGGUCUAUUAAUACAAUAUUCAUUUUUAAAGGUUGUGGUACGUCUCACGGUCCAGCUGACCGUGUUUUUGUUACGAGUUAAGAAAGAAAUGAUCGUUCUUUCCGUAACAUUUUGAGACUUCUGUCGGAUGUUAUUUGGCCUUUUCUGCAUUGUUUACUAAGAAUUGGACUACAACUUUGUGCUUACCGAAGGUGUUGAUAUGCACUUUAUUUUUUCUUAAUGUACGGUCUUAGUUCCAACUUUAUUCUAUUAAAAAAUGCCUUUAAAGACAGUGAAUGGCGUAUUGAUUUUGGUGAAAGGUGAGCAGAGCAGAGAUGGUAAGAGCUGUGUUUACAAAUCCCAUGUUCCUGAGCUACAUGAGUUAUUACAUGCUACCUGGCAGUAGCUGUUGGUUUACAGUUUCCAAAAAAGAAGUCACGGUUUCUCCCCUCUGAUUUCCUGUAUUUUUUUUCCCCCAACCCGAUGACUGUGACAUUAGGUUGCCAUUUUGGUAUGAUCGUCAUGAAAAGAUUAAGUAUUUAAUAUAUAUUCGAAUGACACUGAUGGGAAAACAAAAUGCAUGUGGCUUUCCUUACAUUUUCAGUCAGUUUGUGUUCUUAGGUAUGUUAAUAGCAUUUUUAUACAAGACAAACUGGCACCCAGUUACAAAAUGUAUUUAAAUAUUUCAGUAUAUAUCUUUUUGUAAUGGUGACUUAAGAUGGAAUAAAAGCUUGCAGCAGUAUUUAUGCUUUAUGGUCCAAUCUAAAUGAGAGCGUCCUCCACCACUACUCUGCUAUUUCUCUGAGGGCAUUGAGUUCUAUCAGAAGACCCCUUCGAAAUAAUAAAAUGAUCAUUUUUUACUAACUCUUGAUAAAAGUAUACAUUAACCCAAUUAAAGUGCCACAAAGGCAAUCGUUUUAUAUUUCUAUAUAUAAUAAAUGUAUGGAUAUAGAAAACGAUUGACUUUUGUGAGCUUCGGAUCUGGAGUGAGCUUUGUUCAGAUGUAAAAUGAAAAUAAUAUCGGACCGUGUCCCAGUCUCAAAGUUAAAUGCUCAAGCUUUAAAUGCUCAACCCUUGGACAGCAAUGAUUCUCACACAAAUAAAACUCAAAACAUGGCUUUGACAACGGUUUCUAAAUGAAGUGUGCUCAGUGUUUUGUUUGUAUGGUUUUGUAUAUUUCACUGAACUAUCAUGCCACUUAGCAUUUGGUGCCUUACAGUGAAGGAUUAUUGGGGAAAUAUAUAACAAAAACUGUACAUACUGUAAAUACUGCCAGAACAACAUGGAGUCCAACUAUUUUCUGUAUUCAGUUUUUACUUUUUUUCUUUCGUUCGGGAAAAGAUCGAGCUUUGGGUCUUUUUACAAGUUCUGGAAACAGUAGCUUAUGUACCUGUUUAUGUUCAAUAAAGUUGAAUUUACCUAUAAA
Molecule: messenger RNA, 4668 nt
Organism: Hemibagrus wyckioides
Lineage: Eukaryota; Metazoa; Chordata; Actinopteri; Siluriformes; Bagridae
Gene: parp8
Product: poly (ADP-ribose) polymerase family, member 8
Exons: 26
Coding region: 551-3064 (837 amino acids)
Biological process (GO): endoplasmic reticulum unfolded protein response
Cellular component (GO): nuclear envelope; membrane; endoplasmic reticulum tubular network
Molecular function (GO): protein serine/threonine kinase activator activity; kinase binding; NAD+ poly-ADP-ribosyltransferase activity
Source: RefSeq, a predicted model, not a curated record